UCACUCACAGCUUCGGGAAGAUCUGAAGAGGUUCUUGCUUCAACAGUGAUUGAACGGAACUUCGAUCUCGCCGGAAAUUAUUUAAGCCUAUUUAAAUUUCGUAUUUAUUCUGUAUCAAUUUUGAUAGGCUAAUAAAACCUGCCGAAAUGGAGACUUCUCAGAUUCGCCAGAACUACGACCGCGACUGCGAGGCUUUGAUCAACAAGAUGAUCAACUUGGAGCUUUACGCUUCCUACAUUUACACUUCAAUGGCUUUCUACUUCAAACGGGAUGAUGUCGCUCUUGCUGGUUUUGCCAAGUUCUUCAAGAAGAACAGCGAGGAGGAGCGCGAGCAUGCUGAGAAGUUCAUGGAGUUCCAGAACAAGAGGGGGGGACGCUUUGUGCUUCAGGACAUCAAGAAACCUGAUCGUGAUGUGUGGGGCAAUGGACUGAUUGCUAUGCAGUGUGCUCUUCAGCUGGAGAAGAACGUCAACCAGGUUCUGCUGGAUCUGCAUAAGGUCGCCUCUGAGAAGGGAGACCCUCAUCUGUGUGACUUCCUGGAGACUCACUACCUGAAUGAGCAGGUUGAGGCCAUCAAGAAGCUUGCUGACCACAUCACCAACCUUUCCAAGAUGGAUGCUGGCAACAACAGGAUGGCGGAGUACCUGUUUGACAAGCACACCCUGGAUGGAGACAGCAGCUAAAUGCAGCCCUCAGA
Sinocyclocheilus rhinocerous is the source of this 697-nucleotide messenger RNA. Its product is annotated as ferritin, middle subunit-like. Bases 147 to 683 code for a protein of 178 amino acids. Gene Ontology annotation, molecular function: ferric iron binding; ferrous iron binding. The record is from RefSeq and is a predicted model, not a curated record. Lineage: Eukaryota; Metazoa; Chordata; Actinopteri; Cypriniformes; Cyprinidae. The transcript is spliced from 5 exons. Gene Ontology annotation, biological process: iron ion transport; intracellular iron ion homeostasis. Gene Ontology annotation, cellular component: cytoplasm.